Molecule: messenger RNA, 2419 nt
Organism: Meleagris gallopavo (turkey)
Lineage: Eukaryota; Metazoa; Chordata; Aves; Galliformes; Phasianidae
Source: RefSeq, a predicted model, not a curated record
GAGGAGUGGGGCACUGCUGGACCCUGCGCAGCGAGCGCUGUACCGGGACGUGAUGCUGGAGACGUACCAGUGCGUGGCCUCGCUGGCUCCACUUCCAGCCCCCAAACCCGUGCUGAUCUCCCUGCUUGAAGGAGGAGAAGAGCCCUGGAUCCCAGAUGUGCGUAGCCCUGAGGCCGUGCCAGGAGACCUCAGCCCAGCAGGAAGUGGGAUUACAGCUAUGUUGGAGGAUCUGCAGGAGAGUGGUGUGGCUGAAGAGCGGUGGGGUAGUGUCUGUGUGGAGGAAAUCAGAAGGGAUGUCCAAGGAGGGCUGGAGCAAGGUCAGGGUGAGCUCAUCUUGAAGCCACUGGGGAAGCAUCUGGGAAAGACAGGAAGCAGCCCACUGGACUUCAACAUAGGUCAAAAGGGGCCUGAAGAACCCAGGAGCAAGGAUGUGUGCCAGAAGAAAAAGCGGAAUCCAUGCACUGAGUGUGGAAAUAGCUUUGAAAAAGAUUCCAGCGUCGUUAACCACCAGUGCAGACACUCAGCAGUGAGUCCAUACAAGUGCUCUGAGUGUGGGAAGAGCUUCAAAUGGAUUUCCCACCUCUCCUACCACCAACGCAUCCACACAGGAGAGAGACCCUACAGCUGCUCUGAGUGUGGGAAGAGCUUCAAAUGGAGAUCCCAACUCACCUCCCACCAACGCAUCCAUACAGGAGAAAGACCCUUUCAGUGCUCUGAGUGUGGGAAGAGCUUCAAAAGCAGUUCAUACCUCAGGUCCCACCACUACAUCCACACAGGAGAGAAACCCUACAAGUGCUCUGAGUGUGGGAAGAGUUUCAAAAGCAGAUCUGAAUUGAAGAUGCACCAGCGUGUACACACAGAGGUGAGACCCUACAAGUGCUCUGAGUGUGGGAAGAGCUUCAAAAACCGUUCCCACCUCACCUACCACCAGCGCUUCCACACGGGGGAGAAACCCUACAAGUGCUCUGAGUGUGGGAAGAGCUUCAAAAGCAGCUCUGAACUGAAGAUACACCAGCGUGUACACACAGGGGAGAGACCCUUUCAGUGCUCUGAGUGUGGGAAGACGGUAAAAAGCCGUUCCCACCUCACCUACCACCAGCGAUUCCACACGGGGGAGAGACCCUACAAGUGUCCUGAGUGUGGGAAGAGCUUCAAAAGCAGUUCUGAACUGAAGUGCCACCACCGCAUCCACACAGGGGAGAGACCCUAUGAGUGUCCACAGUGUGGGAAGAGCUUCAGGAGGAGUUGUGAAUUGAAGAAUCACCAGUACACCCACACAGGAGUCACCCUUUCAGUGUUCUGAAUGUGAGAAGAGCUUUAAAUGAAGAUCUGGCCUCAGCACCCACAAGAACAUCCACCGUGCACACUGUUCUGUAGAAGCAUCUCAAGACUCUGGGAACCUUCAAAAGCAGUUCCAGCCCCGUUACCUACCAGCACAGCCAUACAAGGUACAGAGCCUGCAGGGCCCCAAAUAUGGGAAGAGCUUUAAGCCAGAGCCCAAGCCUGGUGACCAACUGUGGCUUUGUGUGGUGAUGAACCUUACAAAUUCCUUAAGUAGUGGAAGAGCUCUGCAGCCAAACUGAAUCCUCUUUUCCUUCUUCACAUGAGAAUUAUGCAUAUUGCUCUCCUUCAGCUGCAGUUGCUGUGUUGAGUGGCCGUACAAAGGAGAAUGCAGAGUGGGAUGUGACCCAAAGGAAACCUCAGCUAGGCCUAUAUGUCACUAGGAAGGAAGAAAUCCUGUCUGCAGGGAGUGUGUGAGAAGAGCUUCAUCUGGAGCUCUACCCUCAGUAGAUCCCAGAGAACCAAUGCAAGAGGAGAGUCUCUGUGAGUGCCUUGACUGCAGGAAGAGGUCUGUCCACAGCUGGGAGCUCAUCAGACACCCGUGGAUCCACGUGAGGAACCCUACAAAUGUGCAGCCUGUGAGAAGAGCUUUGGUCACAGCUCGAACCUGCUGAGGUACCAGAGCGUCUGCACUUGGGUGAGGUCCAAUCCAUGCCUGCACCAGUGAGUUCACGUGGCAGGAAGCCUUAGACAUGUCUUGAGUGUGAGCAGGGCUUUGUCCAGAGUGCAGAGCUCUUCACUGGCCCUGCAAAUUUUCUGGUGCAUCACUGGCACCCUGUGCAGAAGGGACUUAACCCAGGAGCUUCAGAUGGCCUUUCCUUGCUACCCAAAGCAGUUCUCUCACCAUGCCUGCUUUCUUCUUCUGCUCUUCCUGCCAGCAGCUUUUUGAUGCCGUUUCCUAAGGAGAAGCGUCUGUGUAGGGAUGUUCUGUGUGUCUGUGUGCAUGUGUUGCUGUCAGUAAUUUGUGAGUGCACUGAUGAAUCUGAGAGAAGGGUCAGGAGAGCAGUAACGGAGGUUUUUUGAACAUCAUCUGUAGAGGAACGGGAAGAGGAUGAAUAAAGUAGCUGAAUUGUAUUGA